This is a messenger RNA of Grammomys surdaster, 4352 nucleotides long. RefSeq names its product oxysterol binding protein like 1A (gene Osbpl1a). NCBI's taxonomy places the organism in Eukaryota, Metazoa, Chordata, Mammalia, Rodentia, Muridae. Gene Ontology annotation, molecular function: protein binding; cholesterol binding. The record is from RefSeq and is a predicted model, not a curated record. Bases 78 to 2930 code for a protein of 950 amino acids. Gene Ontology annotation, cellular component: membrane; cytosol; intracellular membrane-bounded organelle. The transcript has 28 exons.
GAGGCAUAGAGCUGGGUUUUCCUGCUUAGAGUAAAGUAGGCUGCAUUGUGAAACUGAAUUGCUCAGCGCCUGCUAAAAUGAACACAGAAGCAGAACAGCAGCUUCUCCAUCAUGCCAGAAAUGGCAAUGCUGAAGAGGUGCGCCGGCUGCUGGAUGCCAUGGCACGGACGGAAGUUGUUGCUGAUAUCAACUGCAAAGGAAGAAGUAAGUCUAACUUGGGCUGGACACCUCUUCACCUGGCAUGCUAUUUUGGACACAAACAAGUGGUCCAGGAUCUGUUAAAGGCUGGUGCAAAAGUGAACAUGUUAAAUGACAUGGGGGACACGCCGCUGCAUCGAGCUGCCUUCACAGGACGAAAGGAGCUGGUAAUGCUUCUUUUAGAAUACAAUGCUGAUACUACAGUUGUAAAUGGAAGUGGGCAGACAGCAAAAGAAGCCACCCAUGACAGAGAAAUCAGGCACAUGCUUGAGGCUGUGGAAAGAACUCAACAAAGAAAGCUUGAAGAAUUGCUUUUAGGAGCAGCUAGAGAAGGAAGAACAGCUGAAGUAUCAGCUCUGCUCAGCAGGCCCAAUCCUCCUGAUGUGAACUGCUCAGAUCAGUUAGGAAAUACUCCCUUGCACUGUGCAGCUUACCGGGCCCACAAGCAGUGUGUCCUAAAGCUUCUGAGAAGCGGAGCUGACCCCAGCCUGAAGAACAAGAACGAUCAGAAACCUCUUGACCUUGCCCAUGGUGCUGAAAUGAAGCAUAUUCUUGUUGGUAAUAAGGUUGUCCACAAAGCACUGAGACGCUAUGAAGGCCCUCUCUGGAAGAGUUCAAGAUUUUUUGGCUGGAAGUUAUUCUGGGUAGUGUUAGAACACGGAGUUCUUUCCUGGUAUAGGAAACAGCCCGAUGCAGUCCAUAAUUCUUACCGCCAAGGAUGCAAACACCUGACUCAAGCGGUGUGCACGGUAAAACCUACAGAUAGCUGUCUCUUCUCUAUUCGAUGCUUUGAUGACACUGUUCAUGGCUUCAGGGUUCCUAAGAACAGCCUACAGCAAUCAAGAGAGAAGUGGCUGGAAGCAAUUGAAGAACACUCUGCAUACAGCACUCACUACUGUUCCCAGGAUCAGGUGACUGAUGAUGAAGAGGAAGAUGUAGUUUCUACUGUGGACCUGAAGGAGUCAUUAGCGAGAGCACAAACAUGUCAACAGAGACUAGAUAGGGAAAUUUACAACUUUCUCAAAAUGAUUAAGGAGUGUGAUGUGGCCAAAGAUGUGCUUCCAUCAUUUCUUCAGAAAGCUGACGUUGUCUCCGAAGCUUCUAGAGAGACUUGUGUGGCGUUGAGUGACUGUCUUAAUCUCUUCACUAAACAGGAAGGGGUGAGGAAUUUUAAAUUGGAACAGGAGCAAGAAAAAAACAAAAUUUUGUCAGAAGCACUGGAGACUUUAGCUACUGAGCAUCAUGAACUAGAACGAUCCCUGGUUGAAGGAUCUCCGCCUGUCAGCAUCCUUAGUGAGGACGAGUUCUAUGAUGCACUGUCAGGUUCCGAGUCCGAGGGGUCGCUGACUUGCCUGGAAACUGUGACAGCACACUCCUUUGAAGACAACGAAGUGCCUGUGAGCAGUGGAAAACACAGAAUGUCUGAAGGAAAAGACUGUGGUGGGGGAGAUGCGCUCCCCAAUGGCAUCAAAAAGCACAGAACAAGCCUGCCAUCACCUAUGUUCUCCAGAAACGACUUCAGCAUCUGGAGCAUCCUCAGAAAAUGCAUUGGGAUGGAACUGUCCAAGAUAACAAUGCCAGUCAUAUUUAAUGAGCCUCUGAGCUUCCUGCAGCGGCUAACGGAAUACAUGGAGCACACUUACCUCAUCCACAAAGCCAGUUCAUUUUCUGAUCCUGUGGAAAGAAUGCAGUGUGUGGCUGCAUUUGCUGUGUCUGCUGUCGCUUCUCAGUGGGAACGCACUGGAAAGCCCUUCAAUCCUCUUCUGGGAGAGACUUACGAAUUAGUUCGAGAUGACCUUGGAUUCAGGCUCGUCUCAGAACAGGUCAGCCAUCACCCCCCCAUCAGUGCAUUCCAUGCAGAAGGACUCAACAAUGACUUCAUCUUCCAUGGCUCAAUUUACCCCAAACUCAAGUUCUGGGGCAAGAGUGUAGAAGCAGAACCUAAAGGAACUAUCACCUUGGAGCUUUUAGAACACAACGAAGCAUACACAUGGACAAACCCCACCUGUUGUGUGCAUAACAUCAUUGUGGGCAAACUCUGGAUUGAACAGUACGGCAACGUGGAAAUCGUAAACCACAAGACUGGGGACAAGUGUGUGUUGAAUUUUAAGCCAUGCGGCCUUUUUGGCAAGGAAUUACACAAAGUUGAAGGCUACAUACAAGAUAAAAGCAAAAAGAAGCUCUGUGCGCUUUACGGGAGGUGGACCGAGUGCUUGUACAGCGUAGACCCUGCCACUUUUGACACUUACAAAAAGAAUGAUAAGAAAAACACAGAAGAGAAGAAGAACAGCAAACAGACAAGCUCAUCUGAGGAAUCUGAUGAAAUGCCAGUGCCAGAUUCUGAGAGCGUAUUCAUUAUCCCUGGAAGUGUGCUCCUGUGGCGGAUAGCCCCUCGGCCUCCCAACUCUGCUCAGAUGUAUAAUUUUACCAGCUUUGCCAUGGUUUUGAAUGAAGUAGACAAGGAGAUGGAGAGUGUGAUUCCCAAGACUGACUGCAGGCUGCGGCCUGACAUCAGAGCCAUGGAGAAUGGAGAGAUCGAUCAAGCUAGUGAAGAAAAAAAACGACUUGAGGAAAAACAAAGAGCAGCCCGCAAAAACAGGUCCAAGUCAGAAGAGGACUGGAAGACAAGGUGGUUCCAUCAAGGUCCUAACCCCUACAGUGGAGCACAGGACUGGAUUUAUUCUGGCAGCUACUGGGACAGAAACUACUUCAAUUUGCCUGAUAUUUAUUAAAGUGCAGAGAAGUCAAGGUGUUUGCUAAUCUAAAUAAGUCUUAAGCUUACGUUUUUAAAUUUUUCCCCUUGGUUUCUACUCCUCUAUAGUUUGCGUUUUACCCACUAAGGCAAGGCCUCUGGUCACACUGGGCACAAUCUGAAAGAGAACAAGGCAUUGCUGCUCCACAGUUGGUUACUUGGAGCAGUGUUCACUGGAAACCUAGUGUAGUACUCAGCAAUGUGGGAUCUGUAAUGACCCCAUAGUGAUCAUAGUGUAGUGAUUCAAAAUCAAGUUAUUUUGAAUAUUUUUAUGCUAUAAUGCUUGAGUAUUUUAGGUAUAGCUUUGAAACCUUUAGAAUUCUUCUGUACAAUGUUACGUGCUCAAAUGUAGAGAUUAUCAUUUUAUAAAAACUAAAUUGGUAUGAUGGCCUUUUAGGGAAAUUAAUCCUCUCAGUUUUACUUCUCACCUCCUAGAGAGGGAGCAGGAUUCCUGAUCUGAAAAUUCUAAACUGGGACAGGCAUUUACUUAUCUCAGCUCUGAGUUUAUGUUCACAUUUUGUGAUCACUGUCAUUAGAUUUUACAGGGUUAAUGUGUGUUUGAACUGAAAAUCAAAAAAAUGCCCUAAAAUAGAUUUUAAUCAAUAUAAUUAUCUAAUGACAAGUCUUUUAGCCUCAACUUCCAGUGGCAAAUGCCACAGAAAAAUUAAACUGCACUCAUGUAUUAUAAUCUAGGUAAGAGAAGGCCUUGUGCAUUUUGAGUUUGCAGGGUACUGGAGACCUACUGUACAGUAGCUUUUCCCCAUUAAUUGGGGUACUCUUAUAGUAUUUAUCCAACCAAACCCAGACUGAGAUACUUGCCCUAAAGGGCCUUAGGUAGCUUCCAGUAAGUUAAUUGUCUUGAAGUUAACAAGUGUUAUGAUGCUAAAUAAAGGCUUUAGAAUAUCAAAAAAAAAAAGUGUGAAUGCUUCCAGAAUUUCAGUUUAUAUUGUAACCUAACACUAUCCUUAAUUAUCAAAGGUAUUCCCAGGGUCAGAGAGAGUGUGGGAUCUAGCAUACAGACCAUGAAGUGGUCAGUUAGCACUCUAGUACAAUUGUUAUGUGAAUUCCUGACUGGAAAGCCUGCUUGGGUAUGGGCUGGACAAUGUUAAGGAAGUUCGUAUACCUGCUAAGUUACUAAAACAACAUGCAGUUUUAUGCUUGCAGGAAGUUUAUUGAUACAGUUCACAUGGUGACAAACUCCACCUUGAAUGCUGAAUCAAACAGCAUCAUUUUCAGCAUCUGUUAAUGAAGAGACAUUGAACUGUUUAAAUAUCUGAGCUACAUGCUUGGUGUUACUAAUCAAAAACAUCCUAGAACUUCCUGCUGAGGCCACCUCUUGACAACAGAAGGUUGUUGUGAUUAGAACCAUGGCCAUGCAACUGAAAUACUGCCUCCCUCUCAG